AUGGAUCAGUGGACGGGUGUGCACCGGGCGUUCGUCAUACGCGCCUACUACAAGAGCAACGACUCGAUCAGCGGAGCCCAGCGGCUCUUCAAGAAACAGUUCAGCAUUUAUCAAACGCCGCCGACGAACGUGAUCAAGUCCUGGCUGAGGCAUUUCGAGAGUACGGGAUCCUCGCAAGGAGGCUGCGGCGGAUACGCACGAUCCUCGCUUCCACAAAUCUUCUGCACUAUUUGCAAUCAGUGCCUGAGUAAUGAGAAAAACUUUAGCGGCUCCGUGAAGUAAAUAUGCACAUGGUGCAUAAGUUAAUCUGUUUAUCGUAUAUAAGUUAGUGUGUAUGGUUCGCAAAUAAAUUUCUUGGCUAAUUAACAAGCUUGCCAAAUCAACACAU
Molecule: messenger RNA, 388 nt
Organism: Drosophila takahashii
Lineage: Eukaryota; Metazoa; Arthropoda; Insecta; Diptera; Drosophilidae
Source: RefSeq, a predicted model, not a curated record